GUAUUAAGUUUUACCUUUCUUCCUCUCACGUUAUCUGCACCACAAGCCUAACCCUUUGUUUUGUCGUCGUCGACAUCUCUAUAUAUAUAGAUUUGUGUAUGUAUCUAUAUAUGUAACGCAUUAACAUUAACAUAUACGUAUAUAGAUGCACAAACUACACUCCACAGAUAAGCGUUAACGCAUUUCACACACACCAAACCCUAGAAGCUGCUGCGCCUCUGUUCCUGUUCGAAACCCUAUUUUCGUGUUAACCCUACAUUUCGCAAUCGCAUUUUUCGAGCUCCUCGGACCUGUUGGAUUAGGAGGGGAAUAAAUUGCGAUAUUUAAUCGGGAAAGUUGAUAUUUAAUCGCGGGAUAAACUCACUUGUAGUUUGGAUUGUUUUUUUUUUUUUUUGGGAAUUUUAUCAAAUUACGGGCGAUUCUGCUUUUCAUUUGUUGUUCUGGAAGCGGUGAUUGUUGAUUGGUUUCGGGAAAUCCAGUCCCGGAAAUCAUCGGCGAUUUGUCACAUCUGAGCUUGAGAUUUUCGAUCAUUCGCGAGGGUUUUUUGAUUUGCUGGCGGUGGAAAAUGGUUGGAGGUGGGAAUAGGAGGGAUGAGGGAUCGUUUACCGUGAGCAACACCAAUGUUUUUGCGGCGCUGGAGACUUUGAGGAAGAAGAAGAAAUCUGACAAGGAUAGGGGUUCGUCUAAGGGGAGUAAGAGCUCCUCUAAGAGUGGUGCUGCUUCUGGAAAAUCGAAGCAGGCGGAAGAGAAGCCGGUGUUCUGGGCUCCGGCGCCUUUGACAGUGAAGUCGUGGGCGGAUGUGGAUGAUGAGGAUGACGAUGAUUACUAUGCCACCACGGCUCCUCCCCAGGCGAUAUGGGGUGGUUCCGGUUUGAAUAAAGUGGAUGAAACAGAGAAACAGGAUCAUUUGGAGGAAAGUGAGAGCGAAGAUGAGCUUCUUGAUGAAGGUGAUGAUGAUGUAGAAGAGGAGCCUGAACAUGAAAUGGAGGUCGGAGAACCUUCUGAACCGAUAGUCGAAACAAAGGUUGAACUCUCUCCAGCACCUAGGGAGACGGAAAGACAGCUUUCCAAGAAGGAGAGAAGGAAAAAGGAGCUUGCUGAAUUAGAGGCCAUUUUAGCUGAUUUUGGAGUAAACCCAAAAGAGAAAGCUGAAGAUGAGACAAAUGAUGUGAACAAAGACGGGAAUGAGGUGCAACCGAAUGGAGUUGCAGAGAAGAAAGAUAGUGCUGCACCUGCAGAAUCGAAAAGUGCAAAGAAGAAGAAGAAGAAGGAUAAGGCCUCCAAAGAGGCGAAGGAACCUCAGGACCAGCCCAAUACCUCAGAUGCUCCUAACGAACAAGACGAGACUGAACAUGUGGAGGGAGACACUUCUGCUGUUGAUAUGAAGGAGCGGCUCAAGAAGGUGGCAGCUGCUAAGAAAAAGAAAUCGAACAAGGAAGUUGACGCCGCUGCAAGAGCUGCUGCUAUGGAGGCUGCAGCAAGGAGCGCAAAACUCGCAGCUGCCAAAAAGAAGGAGAAGAACCAUUAUAACCAGCAGCCAAUCCGGUAAAAGAAAAUCGAUUGGGAGCUCUGAUUCGAAUGGAGAUAGAUGUGAUUCUGUGGUUAAUAAACUCCGAGCUCUUGCCCUCUAGUUUUGUAGUAGACGAACUUCGAAUAUAAUUUUACAUGUCGAAAAAUGUUUCUUUUUCUUUUUUUCUUUCUAUAUCGAGAAACCGUUGCAUUUGGUACUUGCUUGUUAGAUCAGAUGUAUCAUACAAUACUUUUCUUGCUGUGUAUCCCACUGUUGCUCUCUUCUUUUGAGUCUUAGAGGGUGUUUGGCUUUA
Salvia miltiorrhiza (redroot sage) is the source of this 1823-nucleotide messenger RNA. RefSeq lists its product as uncharacterized. The transcript is spliced from 3 exons. The record is from RefSeq and is a predicted model, not a curated record. Bases 566 to 1549 code for a protein of 327 amino acids. NCBI's taxonomy places the organism in Eukaryota, Viridiplantae, Streptophyta, Magnoliopsida, Lamiales, Lamiaceae.